Punica granatum (pomegranate) is the source of this 1744-nucleotide messenger RNA. NCBI's taxonomy places the organism in Eukaryota, Viridiplantae, Streptophyta, Magnoliopsida, Myrtales, Lythraceae. The record is from RefSeq and is a predicted model, not a curated record.
UCUUCUUCUGGGUCUGCGAUGGCUAAUUUCUUCUCCACCGUAGGUUCCUGCGUUGCUGCUACGUUGGUGUAUCGCUCUAUGGCCUACAACCUCUUUCCGCACCAGGUCCAGGAGUACUUCUUCGCAUCCAUCAAGCAUUACCUCUCCGGAUUGACCUUCCGACUCAUACUCGUGAUUGAGGAAUACGAAGACCUCGGAAAGAAUGAACUCUAUGAGGCGGCUCAGCUGGUGUUUUCUACCAGGAUCUCGAACAACUUAACCCCACUGAAAGUCUCAAAACCUGAGAAGCAGCUGGAGAUCGAUGUUUUGAGGGAGACCAAAAACAGAGAUUGUGGAUAAGUUCAACGGGGUCGAGCUUAGGUGGGUCUACUCAUCGAGAAAGGUCGUUGCGGGUAUCAAGGUCAAACAUGAAGGGGAGGUGCCGACUUAUACUUACAAAAAUCGAUACUUCAAGCUGAGCUUCCAUAAGAAGCACAAGAUUAUGGUGAUCAAUUCGUACUUGCCUCACUUGAUCGAAGAGGCAGAGUCCCUGAAGAAAGGGAAGAAGACCCCGAAACUCUUCACCCCUAGUAAAGGAGGUUAUGGUUAUUAUGGCGACAGGCCCAGGUUGUGGACCUCAGUGAGUCUUGACCACCCGGCCACGUUUGAAAUCCUCACAAUGGAACUGGCAAUUUUAGAUGACCAUGAUCGGUUUGUGAAGAGGAGGCACUUCUAUCGGAAAGUAGGGAAGGCUUGGAAGAGAGGUUACCUUCUCUAUGGGCCUCCUGGGACAGGGAAGUCGAGCCUGGUGGCAGCUAUGGCCAAUUACUUGAAGUUCGACAUCUAUAAUUUGGAGUUGACAGAUGUAUUCAGCAACUCAGAACUGAGGAAGCUGCUAGUUGCAACAGCCAACAGGUCGAACCUGGUGGUGGAGGACUUCAACUGCUCAAUCGAGUUCCACCAUCCCGGAACCAAGUCCAAUGAAGGGUUGACUGACGAGGAAAAAAAGAUAAUCUGCUAUACAAUUCAUGAUGUUCUGAGCCAUCUAAUGUUUGACGGAAUUUUCUUUGACAUGCAGCAACAGCAUCCUGAGGUCACACUGUCUAAAAUGCUCAACUUCUUGGAGGGGUUAUGGUCGAGUUGCAGUGAUGAGCGGAUCAUUGUGUUUACGACAAACCACAAGGAGAGGCUGGACCCUGCCCUUCUAUGCCUGGGACCAAUGGAUGUCCAUGUCUUGACGUCCUAUUGCCCUCCCUGUAGGCAGCUCGCAUCUAACUACCUAAACCUUACUGACCAUAUCUUGUUCGGAGACAUUGAGGAUCUGCUAAAAACUGCAGAGGUGACACCUGCUGAAAUUGCAGAGCAGCUGCUGAGGGGUGGGGACAAGCCCGGCUACGGGACUUGAUUGUGUUCCUUAAGGAGGAGAAGAAAGAAAAUGAGGAACUUAAGGCCAAGAUGAAUAUUCAGAUAAAGAAAGUGAAGACCAAUAAGAAGAUUGAAGAAAAAUCAGAUGAAAAGGUCAUGUUCAAGGAGAUCGAUGAUCCGAUCAGAAGCACAAAGGUUACAACGGCCGAAAUGGUAGAGCAGCUGGUAAAGCAUCAGGGCAAGCCUACUGAUGCGUUUAUGGACUUGAUAGAGAUCCUCAAGGCGAAGAAGAGGCAAUCUGAAGACUUUGCAGCUGCUGGCCGAUUGAAGAGGAUCAAAUUGAAAUGAAGAAAGAAGGGGUGAAAGAGAUUGAUCGUUUGAUGGAUGAUCAUACCGAUUA